Eutrema salsugineum is the source of this 1615-nucleotide messenger RNA. RefSeq names its product 26S proteasome non-ATPase regulatory subunit 11 homolog. The coding region runs from base 134 to 1393 and encodes 419 amino acids. Gene Ontology annotation, cellular component: proteasome regulatory particle, lid subcomplex. The record is from RefSeq and is a predicted model, not a curated record. The transcript is spliced from 2 exons. Lineage: Eukaryota; Viridiplantae; Streptophyta; Magnoliopsida; Brassicales; Brassicaceae. Gene Ontology annotation, biological process: ubiquitin-dependent protein catabolic process. Gene Ontology annotation, molecular function: structural molecule activity.
UAUCUUCCUUUUCAAGACAGACAUCUUCGACGCUUCUUUUUAUUCCGUCGUCGUUCGUCGAAGGCUUUACCAAAUUCACACAGACGAAGAUUCUGCCGAUUCAUCUGAGAUUUAAGUUUGCGUAAAGCCAGCAAUGGUUUCGUAUCCCGCUACAACGGAGACGAUUUCCCUGGCUCUAGAAGCCAACAGCUCGGAGGCUAUUUCGAUACUGUACCAGGUAUUAGAAGACCCUUCUUCAUCUCCAGAGGCUCUGCGGAUCAAGGAGCAAGCGAUUACUAACCUCUGUGAUCGUCUGACUGAAGAGAAGAGAGGUGAGGAUCUCCGGAGACUGUUAACCAAGUUGAGAUCUUUCUUUUCACUGAUCCCCAAGGCCAAAACCGCGAAAAUCGUCAGAGGAAUCAUUGAUGCUGUGGCUAAGAUACCCGGAACAACUGAUCUCCAGAUCACUCUCUGCAAAGAAAUGGUUGAAUGGACUCGUGCUGAGAAGCGUACUUUCCUCAGGCAGCGAGUAGAGGCGAGGCUAGCAGCUCUUUUAAUGGAGAACAAGGAGUAUGUUGAAGCUUUGGCGCUGCUGAGUACUUUGGUGAAAGAGGUUAGGAGAUUAGAUGAUAAGCUCCUUCUGGUCGACAUAGACUUGUUGGAGAGCAAACUUCACUUCUCAUUGAGAAACUUACCCAAAGCAAAAGCUGCACUUACCGCAGCCAGGACAGCUGCAAACGCUAUAUAUGUACCCCCGGCCCAACAAGGCACCAUUGAUCUGCAGAGUGGGAUUCUUCACGCUGAAGAGAAAGACUACAAAACCGGAUACAGCUACUUCUUCGAAGCCUUUGAGUCCUUCAACGCGCUCGGAGAUCCAAGAGCGGUUUUCAGUUUGAAAUACAUGUUGCUGUGCAAGAUCAUGGUUAGCCAAGCCGAUGAUGUUGCAGGAAUAAUUUCCUCAAAGGCUGGACUCCAGUACGUUGGCCCCGAUCUAGAUGCCAUGAAAGCAGUCGCUGAUGCUCACUCGAAGAGGUCCUUGAAACUGUUUGAGAACGCGCUCCGUGACUACAAAGUGCAGCUAGAGGAUGACCCGAUUGUCCACAGGCAUCUCUCAUCUCUCUAUGACACACUUCUGGAGCAAAACCUGUGCCGUUUGAUCGAGCCCUUCUCACGAGUUGAGAUAGCUCACAUUGCUGAGCUGAUUGGGUUACCAGUCGACCAUGUGGAGAAGAAGCUAUCUCAGAUGAUACUUGACAAGAAAUUCGCAGGUACGUUGGAUCAAGGAGCUGGAUGCCUCAUCAUAUUUGAAGAUCCAAAGGCAGAUGCUAUCUACUCGGCUACUCUUGACACCAUUGCAAACAUGGGGAAGGUCGUUGACAGCCUUUAUGUCCGGUCUGCAAAAAUCAUGGCCUGAGUGAGUGAGAGUUCGUUGUCUUAAUCUCGUUCUCUCUCUAAUUCUCCUUUUUUUACUGUUUUAAGAUCAUCGUUUGGACCCAAAAGAACUGAUGCUUCUCAAUGACAAAAGUAAAACUGUCUGGAUUGUUCCCAUUGCUCCUUCUGGGCUUAUGUAUCUUCUGCGAUACAGAUGCAAGUAUUUGUCUUUUCUUUAGUGCUUAAAUGGUAGGAUUUGUUUUAA